AUGCGCGUGCCGCCCUCAGGGGUCUGGUGCCCCGCGGUAACCCUCUACAACCCGGACUCGGACACCCUCGACCUCGACUCGCAAGCGCGCUACUUCUCUUAUCUCGGCACCCAAACGGGCCUGGCGGGUCUCGUCAUCCUCGGCACCAACGCCGAGCCUUUCCUCCUCACGAGAGAAGAGCGCAAGCGGCUGCUGGCGCUGGCGCGGGAGGUGUUGGGCCCGGAGUAUCCCAUCAUGGCGGGCGUCGGCGGGCACUCGAGCGCGCAGGUGAGGGAAUUUAUUGGGGAUGCGGUUGAUGUUGGGGUGCAGUGGGUGUUGGUUUUGCCGCCGGGGUACUUUGGGAAGGUGCAUGGGGUGGGAGAGGUGGUGGACGGGUUUUAUGACGAGGUUUGUGAGGUGGCUAGGGAGAAGGGGGUGGGCGUGGUGGUGUAUAACUUCCCGGCGGUUUGCGGCGGGGUGGAUUUGGAUAGCGAGACCAUCGCGAGGCUGGUGAGAAAGCAUGACAACAUUGUCGGCGUGAAGCUCACUUGUGGGAGCGUGGCCAAGAUCACGAGGCUGGCGGCUGAGCUCCCGCCAGAGAGGUUCGCUGUGUUCGGAGGGCAGAGCGAUUUCUUGAUCGGGGGGCUGGCCGUGGGGAGCGCUGGGUGUAUUGCGGCGUUUGCGAACGUCUUCCCCAAGACAAUCGUGAAGGUGUAUAAGCUGUACAGGGAAGGCAAGACCCAAUCAGCUCUCGAGCUGCACCGGAAGGCCGCGCUGGCAGAGCAGGCGUUGAAGAGCGGGGGUAUCGCGGCGACCAAGUAUGCUGCCAGCAUGUUUACGGCGCCGCGGGCGGGUGUGGAGGAUGCGGAGCGCAAGAUGGUGCCGAGGAGGCCGUACUUGCCGCCUGGCGAGGAGGCUAAAAGGAAGAUUUUGGAGUCGCUGGCUGAGGUGGCCGCGAUUGAAAGGAGAAGCACCCGCUAG
Messenger RNA from Parathielavia appendiculata, 960 nucleotides. RefSeq names its product aldolase. Lineage: Eukaryota; Fungi; Ascomycota; Sordariomycetes; Sordariales; Chaetomiaceae. The transcript has 3 exons. The record is from RefSeq and is a predicted model, not a curated record. Gene Ontology annotation, molecular function: 4-hydroxy-tetrahydrodipicolinate synthase activity. The coding region runs from base 1 to 960 and encodes 319 amino acids.